Messenger RNA from Procambarus clarkii (red swamp crayfish), 5632 nucleotides. The record is from RefSeq and is a predicted model, not a curated record. Lineage: Eukaryota; Metazoa; Arthropoda; Malacostraca; Decapoda; Cambaridae.
GCCGAGCGCGCCUGGGAAGCCUGAAGCAGUGGACCGCGAGGGAAGCGUGCUCAGCCGACUGGCCUACGUCAAGGUGGAGAACGAUGCCCUUCUCCUCAGGUGGGAGCCUCCACACACCGACGGUGACUCGCCCAUCACAGGAUACAUCAUCGAGCGGAGUGAGGGUCAGGGCGAGAUGUGGGUGAGGGUCAACCUUGUACCCAUUAAGGACACUGAGUUCGCUGUCGCUAACCUCAUCGGUGGCCGCGAGUAUCGCUUCAGAGUAUCAGCAGAGAACGCGGUGGGCAUGUCGGACCCCUCACCUCCGUCAGAAGUAGUCAGCAUCUCAACAGACCAGGAGGCCACGGAGCCUCACUUCCUCAAGGAACUGAGGGACGCCGUAGCUGUCGAGAAUCAUAGGGUUGAGUUCUCUGUGCACAUCAUUGGGACGCCGCUCCCGGACAUCACAUGGUACAAGGAUGGAUUCGAGGUGUAUGAUACAAGACGUUUCGAGUUUCGAGUCGAGGGCGACCGGUAUACGCUGGUGCUGAAGGAAGCAAAGCUCACGGACGAGGGGGACAUCAGAGUAAGGGCCACCAACCGUGUGGGAGUGGCCUCCUCCCAGGCGGCACUCACCGUACAAGCCCUGCCGCACAUCAAGCUUCCGGCGCAAUACGAACAGGGACUUAUUUUCGACACUGACGAACUCAUCCGACUUCGAGUACCCUACACGGGUCGACCUCAGCCGCAAGCUUCGUGGACCCAUAACGGGAAACAGGUCGAGGGUGACGAGAGACACGCCAUGGACGUGUCUGACAAGUACAUCACCUUGAAGAUCGCCGGCGCCUGCAGGAUGGACAAGGGCAUGUACACCCUCAGGUUAUCCAACCCUCAGGGCGAAGACAGCUCAUCCUUCUUCGUUACUGUCACAGAUCGGCCGGAUCCCCCUAGUGUACCCACCAUCACCGACGUGUCCGGGACCUCGGUCACGCUGCGAUGGGACCCCCCGCAGGACGACGGGGGCUGCAGGGUCUCCAACUACAUCGUCGAAUACUUUAGGGUGGGUUGGGAUGUGUGGUUGAAGGCCACAGCUUCCCGCAUCACGUGGACACAACUCUCUGACCUCAUCGUCGGCUCCGAGUACCGCUUCCGCAUCAAGGCAGAGAACGCCUACGGUGUGUCCGAGCCUGGCGAAGAGUCCCACCAGAUUCUCAUCGAAGACGCCAAGAGUGCUACAGGGUACGAGAACGUUCAUAUUAACGUAAAUGGUUGUAUGCAAAACUGUAAUCAGAGCAUAGCUCUUGAAGGUUUUAUGACAGGAAAUCAUUCUGAUAGUCAGGUGUCUGCUCUAGCUGAUCAGACUGGAAUGGUCAUUGAAACUGUGAGUCUAAAAAGGUCACAAGCCCUUUACGAGGAAAAAAUAAUGAAAGGUAGUAGACUGGAGGCUUUUCCUUGCUACUAUAAUAAUGAUGACGAGUCUGAUAGUGAUGCUACUUUAAUAGAUCAACAUCAGAUAGAGAGUCAAGAGACAGACUUGUAUAGCUCGGAUACAGAUAUAUCUCAAAAUAGUGAGGAGGUGUCCUCAGCUUGCUCAGGGACUCUCAGUCUAGAUCAAUCUACAACAAGUUUGUUAGGGCCGAUUGUCGUAGAUUCUUUAGGUCAACGAAAGUCACUAGGGACAUACGUUCUAGGGGCCGAGAUAGGGAUGGUAAGGAAUGGAUUAGCUCCGGCAUACCAUUUAGGAACGCUCAAAAGUGCCGAUAUAGACAGUGAUCAGAGCGAUACGAUGAACUCUGAAUCAACCGAGACGUGUAGUUUAGGAACUACUUUUAUUGCAACAGUAGAAGUCUAUCAACCAUGGGCAACGUCAGGUAACUCUCCAUAUGUUUACCACUACCAUUCCCCUCACGAAAGGGAGAUAGAUACUGCUCGAAGUCCCGAUCCACAGUAUGAUGAACUGAACACUUCAUGUGUAGCCAAUUACUCCAGGGCAAAUGUUAAUUAUUCAUAUAGUCAGUUAGAAAGAGAGAUGACUGGAAGUUUGUCACCAAAUCGGGGCUUGAAGAUCGCUAGUGGUACCUACCUUGUCGACGAGACAGUAAGGAAUUCUAGCGAUAAUGGAGUGACAGGCACUCCCAUAGUGACUGUUGUGUCAAGGGAUGAAGUGACAUGCACUCCCAUGGUGAAUGUUGCGUCAGAGGAUGGAGUGACAGGCACCCCCAUUGUGAGCGUUGCGUCAGGGGAUGAAGCGACAGGCACCCCUAUUGUGAGCGUUGCGUCAGAGGAUGAAGUGACAGGCACCCCCAUUGUGAGCGUUGUAUCAGAGGAUGAAGUGACAGACACCGCCAUUGUGAGCGUUGUAUCAGAGGAUGGAGUGAAAGUCACCCCCAUUGUGAGCGUUGCGUCAGAGGAUGAAGUGACAGGCACCCCCAUUGUGAGCGUUGUGUCAGAGGAUGGAGUGAAAGUCACCCCCAUUGUGAGCGUUGCGUCAGAGGAUGAAGUGACAGGCACCCCCAUUGUGAGCGUUGCGUCAGAGGAUGGAGCCAAGGUUCGCGAAAUAGUACUGGACACAGCUGAGGAAGCCACAGCAAACAAAGUAGUUAGGAAUACAAAUAUCAGCGAUUGGACAAACCAGAUAAUGAAGGAGGUCUUUAAGGAGGAAGCUCCUGAGAAUCAAAUAACUACGAAAAUCCAUAACAAUGGCGAUGUAAUGAAAGAGGUGACCAGAGAGGUUUAUAAUGGAACUACUGGGAACCAGGUUGUGGAAGACGGGUAUAACAUUGGAGCCACAGUUAACCAAAUAGUGCGAGAUAUUUAUGUAAAUGGUGUCACAGCUAUCCAGGCUAGGAAAGAUGUCACAGGCGAGGGCGCUUCAACUGAUCGAACGAUGGGGAAAGUGUAUGUCAAUGAAAUAAAUGGGAAGACUGUGGGGUAUGCUGGUAAAAAGGAAACAGCAACUAACCCAAUCAGAGACUUUUCUAAACAGAAAGUCGUAACUGACAAGAAAGUUAAGACUGUUAGCAACGAAAGUCUUGCAACUAAUGUUGCAAUGACUCUAAGCGAAGCAAUCCCAGUCACUGAAACGUCAUGGGUCAAUAGUGACAGAUUAAGAACAGAUGAUCACCUGAUUAGAAGCGUCAGUGGCGAGACAUCCACAGGUAACCGGGUAGUGCGUAACCUCAAUAAUGAACAAGCCUCAUGCAGUGAUGCAGGCGGGAGUAGGAACAAGGAGCCCGGAACCAAUGAGCUUCAUACUAUAGAGAACGAAGUCUCAGCUGCUGGAGGACAGUGGACAACGCGAGGAAGGAUAGCAAUAGCGAAUCAAUUCAGAAUCAUCUGCGGUGGGCUGGCGAGCAUGACCCACCUCGGCAACAUCAAUGCAAGGGGUCAGAAAUGCCAGGGGAACAUUUUGAUUAGUGAGGGAGCCACUGAUUACUCUGAACAAAUGGAAGAUGAUGACUCAACAUGGAGUAGCGCGAGUACUUUGGGAAACGACAGAGAUUCAGACUCUUCACUGGAUGCUAUGGAGUGGGGGAAAGACGUCCGGGAUCUGUAUGAUCCCAUGGUACGUGAUACAACAGUGGACAGCCAUAUACCGUUCUUGUCUCUCGAAGGACCUGCAGUCACUAUGUUGAGAGACAUGAGGAUGAGAAGAAUGGCGGGUAACCAGCAAGGUUUGUGGAAGCAGCAAGCCUUCAGCAGUGUGCAAGGAACAUCUAAAGAAGAUAUGCAUGUUAAUCACAAAGAAUGUAUGCACACGAAAAACAGUAUGUACAGUAAUCUAAGUCAUGAAUGCAAUGUUCAAGAACAUAUUGCUCCUCUGGAACAAACAAGAAUUAAAGGUAUUCCAACAGAGAUGAUGGUAUAUGAGAGCACAGAGUACAUUGAGGCAGUAACUGGUUUUGAUGAUCAAAGUUCAACUUCACACAGCGGAUCUGUAACUCCUACUAACGAAAAUGAUGACUUCCAAUCCGUGAGGAGGAAGUCAGUAACACAGCAAGGUAUAACAUCUGUGCAUUCGAGAGACCUAGUGCCCCAUUUGACUUCUGCUUCUCUAAUUUCAAACCAGCAAAAAUUAGAAAGUCCUAAUUUCCGUCAUUCCGCUGAGGAUUUGCUCUCUUCAGUGCACCAAAAUAUUGACGAGGUAUCGUCGUGGGAGCCAAAAAUAACUCAAGAGAUCACAUCGAGGAUUGACUUCUUGGAGGACCUCGUGUAUAGGUGUAUGGAAAACGAAGACGUGACGCUGAAUACCUUGGGAGUGUCAGACGACGAGGGUGCUGCCGCCCCUUCACCCCUUGCUCCCUUGUCUCGUGUGAGCUCUAGUGGCUGCGUGGGCCUCAGGCGAGGAGAACUCAGGCAUCUGAUAAGCGAUCUUAGCGACUUGGUCACCAACAUGAACGAGAAAAGCGGGACACUUAGCGCAGACAACAUAGCCAAAUUUUUCGAAAAGACAGCGAGUGUUGUGAGGGAGCAGUCACUAUCUCCCGUCACGUAUCACAAGGGUAGUUCUGUAGUCGACGCUGGCUCGCACCAAAGUUCCCGCGCGCAUUCUGUGAGCGACAUUGACUGGGCUUUAGAAGAUUUACCUUCCAGGAGUGACCCGGGAAAGGUCAUAGAAACUCUCCAACCGUACGAUCAAGUUCAUAUCCAAUCCUCGAUACUAGACCGCAUCACCUAUCUGGAUGACAUCAUGAGUCGGUGUUUGGAGCAUGAGGAUGUGACCCUCAACACCCUCGGGUCUCCUGUGGUCUCGCCGCAUCCUCUGCCAGCGGCAGACUCCUUAGAAGACCGUGUUGAUGCAAGUAAGAUGGAACUGAAAGAUUUGAUAGGAAAUUUAGGCUCGAUGAUAAGUGGUCUUGGCCAAAAGUUUAAUGCUAACUGGUCAUAGUUUCAGAUCCCUCAGAAUGUGAGUAUGAGGGACUCUUCCCUCAUACUCCUCUUCCUUCAUUGUCUCUUUAAGUAAGUGAUUUUGUUUCUUUACAGUCAUAAUUAUCUUUCAGUAAUCAUUAACCUGCUGGGUUUUGUCACUUUUUUCUUCCCCUCAUUUUGCGACCGUUCAUUAGAGCCUUUAGUGAUAACUGCAAUAUUGUCCUUUCAGUUAAAAUAUAACAGUUCCUGUUAUCUCGAUGACCAUUCCAUGUUAAAUUAGCAUAAACUGUUUGGAAAAAUCAAUAUUAUAUUAAUCUGAUUUUACACUUCGAUUUUUUGUGUGGAUAAUUAGAUAUACAAACCUUACAUUACCUUGGAUGAGUGGUAUAUUUAUGUGUGUAAAGUAUGUGCCUAUGUUAUACUGAGAAGGUUGUUUUUAAUUGUUUAUACACACGAUAAAUAAGGCUUGUAGAUAGUAACCAUUAGCGUGAACGCAAAAGUGUUUGAUGCACUUGUGAACAGUAACAAUCCGUUGAGUUGAGCCUCCAGAGAGGUGAGGUAAGGGUGCCAGACCGCAAGAGUUCACCCUAACAGCGUUGUCGGGUGAUGGGCGGAUGAGACAUGUAUAUAUAUUACUAUAGUCUGUAAACUUCUUCUUCUUGCCUCUAGAUCUGCCACCGUCUUGGUCCAUCAAACUCAUUUUCUUUGUUAUUUUUAUGAUUGAAUUUUGUUUAUUCCAUCGAGAACAUGUAGAAGACGUUCAUCAAUAAAGUAGAUGUUUUUA